Molecule: messenger RNA, 1662 nt
Organism: Setaria italica (foxtail millet)
Lineage: Eukaryota; Viridiplantae; Streptophyta; Magnoliopsida; Poales; Poaceae
Product: putative cyclin-dependent kinase F-2
Exons: 2
Coding region: 1-1662 (553 amino acids)
Biological process (GO): protein phosphorylation; intracellular signal transduction
Cellular component (GO): nucleus; cytoplasm
Molecular function (GO): ATP binding; MAP kinase activity
Source: RefSeq, a predicted model, not a curated record
AUGUCAGGAGGGAGGGUCAUCGAGGAUGACAAAGAUCGUAGCAUCCCAGCAGCUUGUCCUGUCAUUGAAGCUUUUCUUUCAAAGAGUGUGCCAAUGAAGUCAGAUGCUAACAAGGAAGAAAAUAUCAAUAUCACUAAUCUGCACUAUGAGCUUCUCCAGUUGGAGAAAAACUUGGCUAUAGAGAAAAGGAGGACAAAGGAAUUAAUCGAGCGAACCAAGAAGAUCCAGGGAAGCUCCAAGAUGGCUAAGUAUCUUUUUGGUAAGAUAGAGGAUCUGGAUCUAGGUGAGCUUUAUGAUAUGCAAAGUGAGCUCUCCCGGAUCAAGAAAAUCUUGUGCCAUGAGAAUCAGCCGGUGGUGGUGUCCGGUGUUCAGGAGCGCGAGGACGCGGCGGACGAGCCCGACUCGGACAGUCCGAUCGAAUAUCGAUUCCGACUAGGAAAAGCGAUCGUCCGAACCUCGCCUCCCGGGCCCACGUACAUAUCAGCAAUAAAGCGAUCCCGCUCCGACUCGCCUCCGCCUCCUCUGUCUCUUCCUCCUCUCCCCGCGUCGUCCGCCGCCACGAGCCCAGCGCCGCCUGCCUCCGCACAAACCAGCGCCGCCGCCGACCUCCAUCUCCGCACCAAAACAGCGCCCUCCGCGAGUUCCACCUCAUCCAUGGCGCCUGUCGGAAAGCGCCUUCCCUCCCUCACGGAGGGCGAGCUCCUUGCCGCACGCCUGCGCCGUCGUCGUCGCGUGCUCCGCGCGCUCCCGGCCGCGCCCAAAUCGGAGAGCGCACCCUGCGCCGCCGCACUCGCGAGAUUAGAUUCGUACAAGCGCCUGAGGACGAUCGGGGAGGGGGCGUUCGGCGCCGUCUCGAAGGCGCGCGACAGCCGCACCGGCGAGGUGGUGGCCAUCAAGUGCCUGCGCGAGAAGGGAGGCGGCGGGGAGGCGGCGGCGCUCCUGCGGGAGGCCGCGCUGCUCGCGGCGUGCGCCGCCAACCCCGCCGUGGUGGCGUUCCGGGAGGUGGCCCGCGGCGGAUCGGGGCCGGAGGACCUCCACCUCGUCAUGGAAUUCGUCGGCCGGAGCCUCUACGACGUCAUCAGCGAGCGCCGCCGCCUCAACCUCCCGUUCAGCGAGUCGGAGACGCGACGCGCCAUGGCGCAGCUGCUGGCCGGCGUGGGGACGAUGCACGCCCACGGCAUCGUGCACCGCGACCUCAAGCCCGGGAACGUGCUCGUCGGAGAGCGCGACGGCCGGCUCAAGAUCUGCGAUCUCGGCCUCGCCAGGUCCGUCGCCGCACCGCCGCCGCUGGACGCGGAGCUCGAAGGCACGCCCGGAUACAUGGCGCCGGAGGUGCUCCUCUGCGAGAAGGGCUGUGGAAAGCCCGUCGACGUUUGGGCGCUGGGGUGCAUUAUGGCCGAGCUCGUCGCCGGGCAGUCGCUCUUCCCAGAAGACGACUUGUGCAAGCAGCUGGUGAAUAUCAUCGACCUCCUAGGGAUCCCCGACGAUGUGUCGUUGAUGCCACUGGGCAUCACGGCGGCGGCGCCGAGCAAGCUGCGGGACAAGGUGCCAGAGGAGCAGCUGUCGGCGGCGGGCUUCGAUGUCCUUCGCGGACUGUUGCAGUACCACCCCAAGGACAGGCUCACCGCCGCAGCGGCGCUGCAGAUGCCGUGGUUCGGAUGA